This is a messenger RNA of Purpureocillium lilacinum, 3639 nucleotides long. RefSeq lists its product as uncharacterized. Gene Ontology annotation, molecular function: protein binding; guanyl-nucleotide exchange factor activity. Gene Ontology annotation, cellular component: plasma membrane. Gene Ontology annotation, biological process: Ras protein signal transduction; positive regulation of GTPase activity. NCBI's taxonomy places the organism in Eukaryota, Fungi, Ascomycota, Sordariomycetes, Hypocreales, Ophiocordycipitaceae. The record is from RefSeq and is a predicted model, not a curated record.
AUGCUGAGCGACCAACCGUCGCGAACUGCUUUACACGUGGCCCCGCUGGAGAUACCCGCGUCGCAGCCACAGGACGGUGCCAAUGGCUUGUGCCAUCAAGAACAUCAGACGAAUCUCUACUCACAGACCCCUAUGACUCCGCCGGAAACACCCAACGGCUCCCAGGAGGACCUGACGCCGGAGCCUCUCGCCCCGCCCGUCUUUCACAAUUUCCUUAGGGCCUUCUACCCGUUUCACCCCGGCUACGCCUUGUCCGACUCGAGCGUCACGCUGCCACUGGACGAAGGCGAUGUCGUACUUAUACACUCUGUACACACCAAUGGUUGGGCGGACGGUACUCUUUUGGCAACCGGCGCCAGGGGCUGGCUGCCAACUAACUACUGCGAUGCCUACGAGCCCGAGGAUAUGCGGAGCCUUCUGAAGGCGCUUCUCAACUUUUGGGACCUCCUACGUAGCGCAUCAGUAAACAAUGAGAUCUUCAGGAACCAAGAAUUUAUGAAGGGCGUCAUAGCUGGAGUUCGGUUUCUCUUGGAACGCACAAACUGCUUAAACCGAGAAUCGACCAUCAUUCAGCGCAGUGACAGUUUAAGGAGAUGUCGCAAAUCAUUGCUCUCAGAACUCUCAUCAUUGGUCAAGACAGCGAAGAAAACGCAGGAGUGCCAAAAGGGGACACUCCACCCACCGCAGGAUGUCAACGACAUCAUUGACGAGAUGAUACUCAAGGCAUUCAAGAUUGUCACCAAAGGCGUCCGGUUUCUCGAUGUUCUCGAGGACGAACGGAGGGCUCGCGCACCAGCAGCUGUCACUGUCAUGGCCACUGUCGCCGAGGAAUCAUACAUUCCACCUACACCCCCUGCGGAGCGCUUGGCUUUCGACGAUCAAAGUUUGAACAAUGGCAGCGAGACGGCUUCCCGCGGAACGGCCGACAGUGUGGUUGGCAGCAGCGCCACUUCGGAACCCAGCGUUGCAUCACUCAAUCCAUGGAACAGGCGCAUGUCGUCUCUGGGCGGAUCUCAAGGCACGGCGGCACAGAAUCGAUGGUCUCAAGGAAGUCUCCAACAAGUCAACCGUUUGUCCACAAGUAUGGCGCACAGAGUCUCGCUGGCCGGCCCAUCCCCGUUGUCGAGGCCUCAACAUUUGGUAUCGGAGCGCCUCAACCGCAGCCAUGACAAAUUCCUCUCGCACCUCGGAUCUUUCAUUGGGCGACUGCACUUGCAGUCACACUCGCAACCGGAACUGGCACUCGCGAUCAAGCAAUCUGCCACAUCGGGCGGUGAAUUACUGGCAGUCAUCGACGGUGUCUGCGAGUACAACAGCUCUAGUGCCGCGGCGCUCGCUAUUGUCCGAGAUGCCAUGUUUGAGCGCAUUCAGAUCUUGGUCCACUCUGCCAGAGAUAUUUUGGCCAAUGCCGCUACUGAAGGGGCCGACAUAAUCCUGCCACAAGACAACGGGGUUUUGCUCAUGGCAGCCACUGGUUGCGUGAAAGCCGCAGGAGAAUGCGUCGCCAAGGCCAAGGCCGCCAUUGAGAGGGCGGGGGACUUCGAGUUCGAGCUGGAAGAGAACACGCUCGGGAUAGACCUGAGCAUCUUGGACAUUGUCGUGGACGAGCGGGCGAGAACGCCCUCGGUAACGGAUCGAUCGGACCAUAUGGGCAGCGUUGCAGAAUCGUUCCAGACCCCCGAAUCGACUGUUCAGCCUCAAAAGCGGCCGAUCGCACCCGCCGUCGACAAGCCGCUUCCCCAAGUACCCAGAAUCACCAUCCCCGCAGACUCGCACAGUCGUCAAAGCAACUCCCCAGUGUCCUCUCGACCCCCGUCCCUCAACGAGGACAAUGCUUCUAGCGUCGCGUCGUCUGUUUCGUCUAUUCGCCCUGUUCUCCCGCCCCUCCCUGAGGUUUCCACAACACCGCAGCCUCUGGAUCGCGAUGGUUCCGACACGACAACAAUCGAGUCGGACGCCCAUACCUCGAGGUUCGACGCCUUGGCGGCCUCCAGCGCGGGCAGCAGUACCACUUACCUCAGCCGGGACUCUGAAACGAGCAUGAUGUCGCAGACGUCGACGCGAGCGACGACGCCGGAUCACACCUUGGUGCCUCGCAGCCAGCCCUCGAUGUCGGAGCUGAGUACGGCCGGCAGCUUCUCCCAGGCCGAAGAGGCGGAUGACGUCGAAACAAGACUUAUGGAGAGGACAUACGCUCACGAGCUCAUGUUCAAUAAGGAAGGUCAAGUCACUGGCGGAUCGCUCCAGGCUCUGGUCGAACGUCUCACCACUCACGAGUCGACUCCAGACGCGGCUUUUGUCUCGACUUUCUACCUCACAUUCCGACUGUUUUGCUCACCGGUCAGGUUGACGGAAGCGCUCAUCGAACGUUUCGAUUACGUUGGAGAAUCGCCUCACAUGUCGGGCCCCGUGCGUUUGAGGGUAUACAAUGCUUUCAAAGGCUGGCUGGAAUCCCACUGGAAGGAGCAGACUGAUCGAGACGCACUACAGCUCAUGAUUCCCUUUGCGGAAGGAAAGCUGGCUUCGGUUCUGCCAUCAGCGGGACGCCGCCUGUCCGAGCUGGCCAAGCGUGUCUCCGGAGAAGGGUCUCUGGUGCCGCGGCUUGUCUCGUCAAUGGGAAAGACGAGCACGUCCAUUGCUCAAUUUGUCCCGGCUGAUAGCCCCGUGCCGCAGCCUAUCAUUUCAAAAAGCCAGCAGAAUUUGCUUACGUCCUUCAAAAUUGGCAGUGGGAUGCCAACCAUCCUCGACUUUGACCCUCUCGAGCUGGCACGACAGAUCACUCUGAGGCAGAUGGGCAUUUUCUGCUCCAUCCAACCGGAAGAGCUGCUUGCAUCGCAGUGGAUGAAGAACGGUGGUGUAGAUGCACCACACGUCAAGGCUAUGUCAGCGCUGUCGACGGACUUGUCGAAUCUGGUGGCAGAGACCAUCCUUCAGUACACCGAGAUCAAGAAGCGAGCCGCUGCCAUCAAGCAGUGGAUCAAGAUCGCCCAUAAAUGCCACGAACUGCACAACUACGACGGGCUCAUGGCCAUAAUUUGCAGCCUGAACAGCAGCACGAUCAGCCGCCUUCGCAAAACCUGGGACGCGAUUUCUGCAAAGCGAAAGGAGGUGUUACGCGCACUGCAGGAGAUCGUGGAACCAUCUCAGAACAACAAAGUUCUGCGGACGCGACUACACGAUCACGUACCUCCUUGCCUGCCCUUCCUCGGCAUGUACCUCACGGAUCUCACCUUUGUGGACAUUGGCAACCCCGCGACGAAGCAGAUGUCCCUGGGCACCCAGUCGGAAGAGGACAGCACGGGCGGCUUGACGGUUGUCAACUUUGACAAGCACAGUCGCACUGCCAAAAUCAUUGGCGAGCUGCAACGUUUCCAAAUCCCGUAUCGGCUGGUGGAAGUGUCUGACAUGCAGGACUGGCUGGCCGCUCAGGUGCGGCGUGUGCGCGAAGGUGACCAAGGCAACGUCCAGGUCACUUACUAUCGCAAGAGCCUGCUCCUGGAACCCCGCGAGAGCGCUUCGCGACGCGAAGCCGAGCCGCCUACACCUGUUUCAACUGGUGUUGGCAGCUCUCGCACCGACUUGUUUGGCUGGAUGUCCCGCGACCGAAGCGGACAAACCGCUACACCAGCACCCGUAUAG